Messenger RNA from Porites evermanni, 654 nucleotides. The record is from the annotation of a GenBank genome assembly. NCBI's taxonomy places the organism in Eukaryota, Metazoa, Cnidaria, Anthozoa, Scleractinia, Poritidae.
AUGGUGCUAACAUCAACGGCAGUCAAUUACAAUACUUCCGUUUCUGCAACAACUCCUAUCAGUUUCAUGGUCGAGGCAAAUAGUUUGUUAAACAGGGUUCUAAUCACAAUUUCUGCGAUUCUCACUUUGUUGAGUACAACUGUUAUUUUCGUUACAUAUAUCGCAUGGAAGGAUUACCGAUCAACCUCAAGAAGAAUUCUUGUUUAUAUCUCCAUCGCCGACUUCUUACUUGCUUCAAGUAACUUGUUUGGAGUGUGGAAGCCACACGAUAGAAGUGGAAGGAUUUGCAAGAUACAAGCCUGUGCCUCUGCUUGCGCUUAUUUAUGGUCGGUUCUUUGGACAACAUUUCUUUCCGUUUUCUUGUACACCACUGUAGCGAAGAGACAGCAUCGCAAAGGAGAGAUCAUGCUCAAAGUUUUUCAUGUCUUUGGAUGGGGAGUUCCUUUGAUUAUCGUGGGAACUGCUUUAGGACUAAACAAACUGGGAAACAACAGCAACACUCUGACAUCCGGUUGGUGUUGGCUAGACUCAAAUCUGAGAAGAGGUGAUUUGCACUUAUGGCUUUGGCUUAUAGGAAUAGCUUGGGACAUUGCCGCUUUUGUGCUUGUCACGGCGUUCUACUUGAUGUUGAAAUGUCAUAUUCGAGAGCAGGUA